Molecule: messenger RNA, 2082 nt
Organism: Striga asiatica
Lineage: Eukaryota; Viridiplantae; Streptophyta; Magnoliopsida; Lamiales; Orobanchaceae
Source: the annotation of a GenBank genome assembly
AUGGCAGCCACUCUUCAGUGUUGUGUCCCUAAAACUCAUCAUAAAAUGAUGAAUACUUACUGUUCUACAAUCACAGCUGAACCUGCAAAACCCAUCCUCCAUAAAUCAAUUAAUUAUCCUUUGCUGUCCAAAACUAGCUCACUAUCAUCCGCCUACCAUAAUUACUUGCAAGAUCCUCAGGCUCAGGCUGUGCCCAAGCCCAAACUAGAUAAUAUAGCAAAUGGCUGGAGAGAAAUUCAAGGGCUCAACAACUGGGAAAACCUUGUUUCACCCUUGCACCCUCUUCUCCGUGACGAGAUCAUUCGUUACGGUGAAUUGGUGAAAGCAAGCUAUGAGGCUUUCGAUCUCGACCCCAACUCGAAAAGGUACUUGAACUGCAAGCACGGCAAGCAUAGCCUGUUGCAGCAAGUGGGGUUGGGUGAUUCGGGCUACGGGGUCACUAAAUACAUAUACGCAACAGCCCCACCAAUGAGUACUACGACUCAAAGUGGGCCCAGCAGAUGGGUCGGGUACGUGGCAGCCUCGGACGAUGAGUCUGUGAGCAGGCUCGGCAGACGUGACAUCGUCAUCGCAUUCCGUGGCACCGUCACCAAUGCCGAAUGGAUUGCCAAUCUAAAUACUUCCUUGACCCCUGCUCGCCUCAACCCUCACGACCCGAGGCCGGACGUCAAAGUGGAAGCCGGCUUCCUCAGCCUCUACACUACUUCGGACGAAAACAAGUUCGGGCUAACAAGUUGCCGAGAGCAGCUUCUGGCCGAGGUGUCGAGGCUACUGAACAAGCACAAAGACGAGGAGAUAAGCAUUACUCUUGCCGGCCACAGCAUGGGGAGCUCAUUGGCUCUUCUCCUAGCUUACGACAUAGCGGAGCUCGGCUUGAACAGGCCAUUUAAGGCUCCCAUCACGGUUUUCUCCUUUGGGGGGCCCAGAGUUGGGAACUCGAGGUUCAAAGAGAGGUGCCAAGAGUUGGGAGUCAAAGUGCUCAGAGUAGUGAAUGCCAAAGACCCCGUCACCAAGCUGCCAGGGAUUUUCUUCAAUAACGACAUGAUGAAUUUUAAUCAAUUACCUUGGAGCUGCUCUUGCUACGCGCAUGUUGGUGUCGAGUUGGUGCUCGAUUUUUUCAAGAUGCAAAACCCGUCUUGCGUUCAUGACUUGGCAAACUACAUUAAGUCAUUAUCCUGUCCGUCUCCGUCACCCAAAAAGAAUUUGUCGAAAAAGUCCACACGAUUCGUUGAGGGGCCAUGUUCGCAGUUGACAAAUGCAGCCACUAAUAUGUUGAAUAUGGUUCACGCGCAACACACACAGUCACCACCACUCACCUACCACCGCCAGAAUCCACCCGCGACCGCCACCACAGCUACCGACCGUCCUACGCCACCGGACUCCGACUGCAGCCGGCCUCCGAUAGCAGCCAGUCUCCGCCCGCAGUCUGCCUCCUCCCUCCGCCGUCAACUUAGCGACCAGCCCACCAUGGAAGCUGCUUCAUACAACUGCGACCUCCUCCGGCUAACAGUCACAACGGGUAGCUGUCAGACUGACUUGCCCUGCAACUACCUGACCCGCGGCUUCCUCGGAGAAAACGAAACGCAACGGAGCUCUAAGAGCCGCUGCCGCAUCACCGGCGACGAGGAUGAUCACACAGCAGAACCUGGACCCAUCCUCCAUAAAUCAAUUAAUUAUCCUUUGUUGUCCAAAACUAGGUCAUUAUCAUCCGCCUACCAUAAUUACUUGCAACCUCCUCAGGCUCAGGCUGUGCCCAAGCCCAAACUAGAUAUAGCAAGUGGCUGGAGAGAAAUUCAAGGGCUCAACAACUGGGAAAACCUUGUUUCACCCUUGCACCCUCUUCUCCGUGACGAGAUCAUUCGUUACGGUGAAUUCGUGAAAGCAAGCUACGAGGCUUUCGAUCUCGACCCUCAGGACCCGAGGCCGGACGUCAAAGUUGAAGCCGGCUUCCUCAGCCUCUACACUACUUCGGAGGAAAAGGGCAGCAGCCAGUUCGGGCUAACAAGUUGCCGAGAGCAGCUUCUGGCCGAGAAAACCCUAGGCAGCUUGGCGACGGGGCAUAUAUACUUCCUCCAAGAAUAA